Molecule: messenger RNA, 1800 nt
Organism: Solanum dulcamara
Lineage: Eukaryota; Viridiplantae; Streptophyta; Magnoliopsida; Solanales; Solanaceae
Product: 26S proteasome non-ATPase regulatory subunit 8 homolog A-like
Exons: 5
Coding region: 1199-1648 (149 amino acids)
Biological process (GO): proteasome-mediated ubiquitin-dependent protein catabolic process
Cellular component (GO): cytosol; proteasome regulatory particle, lid subcomplex; proteasome regulatory particle
Source: RefSeq, a predicted model, not a curated record
UUAAUCUACUGCAACAUUUGUCUGUCUAUUCCCUCCAUAUUUUCCCUCUUUUAAUUUCACAAAACAAUUUAGUAAAUAUCUACUAAUUGCUAAGAGUAUAGCCCUUUUUGCCUUUUAGUUCAAUACCCAUUAUUUAUCUCCAAAGAACCCAGUAACAAAGCUCAGCAUUCGGAAGAUUCAUGAAUGAGAACUCUAGUAUGUCUCAGUUAUUUUUUCUGCAAAGGAUUAUCUUUUUGUUUUUAUAGUUAGGGUUCGAAUUUGUACGCAAUAUGGAAAUAUUCUUGCUUUCUAAACAAAAUAGGUAUGGAUCUUCUUAAAUAUUUUCUCUAUCUCUCAUAGAUAGGGUUUCGAAUUGCAUAUCUCCAUUGAUGUGUGUGGCUUGUAUUUUUCUAUCUUUGGCAGCUUUGUGUUCUUGUUUUUGUCUUGUUAAUUUUCUGAGUUGAACAUUUUGUGUUGUUCUGCAACUCUGAUAAUUAAAAAUCAUGUUUCCGUUCAAUUGAAGACAAGAACGAUGGUGAGUUUGCAUUAAUCGACUACACGAUACGUAAGGCCAGGGUAAUUCAUAAUAGUAAGUGGUUUACUGGUAUUUGUGGUGAUGAUGGAAAUUGACCGUUUGUUGUGGGUUAUAUAGAAGGUGAGUACCCUAAGUCCAGACUUUUUUGGAAUUUUAUGAAUGAUUUAGAACCCAGAAAGUAUAAACUAGCUACUGUGAAUUUCUGGUAUGAAUAAGAUGAUUAAUAGUAGUGUUAAACCAAAAUUUGGUCCAGAAAUAAAAGAACUUGAAAUUUUGGAAGAACUAAGUAAUUUGUGUAAUGAAGAUGAUGAACAAGUGUACCCGCCAUACUUGGAGAGGGGAAAUCAAUCUGCUUUGUUGGUGAAGUAAACGAACAGUCUUGAAUAUAAAUUUGAAUGUAUAGGCUUGAGUGAAGAGAGGAGGAGCCAUUUGGGUUCCAAAUUUGACAUUAUUUCACCAACUACCAAAACUAAUGAAUAUGUUCUGCAUCAGUUUUGGUACUCCUCUUUGCCCGGAGAACUGGUAUUAGAGUAAUAUUAUCAUGUCUUUUGUUUCAACUUUUAACUAAUAGAGAUAACUAAAUGAUAUUGCUAUCAACCUUUGUGAAAACACAUACAAAUAUUUAAUGGUACACAAGAACUUAAGAAGUAAUAUUUUCUCUUUUCCCUUUGCCUUAUUGGUUCCAUGCUAGAGCCGAGGAUCUUUCGGAAACAGGCUCAAGAAGUACUAUUGAAUGAUGCUCUUCCCACAAUUUUAAGAGGACACAAAAACAAGUGCUGGAAUGUAGUUUCAACUGGCAGCAUGCAUCGUGUCAAGCCUCUGCUAUUUAAUGGAGUAAAUUUAAGUAGGAAAGAUGAACCGAUCGAGGUGUUAACUGCGAAGAAUAGGAUUGCUGAAUUCCACACUGAACAUGAGUUACUUUCUCCAAGUGCUUUGGACAACGCAUGUAUAAAGCAUGCUGUCGAAUUAGAGCAAUCCUUCAUGGCAGGGGCUAACCACCGGGUGUUGAGCGCACGAGAGACUGUGCAUGAUGCAACCUAUGCUUAUUUCAUGGAUCUGCUUGCAAAGACUGUGAGAUUCUUUGGGAUGGCCAUAAAUAAUGUACCGUGGAAUCAGAAAGUGCCUCGGCCAUAGGUGAUCAACAAGCAAGGAAAAAUGGAGUGCAAGUAUAAUUAUUUUGACAUUCUUCAUAGUAAACAAAAAUGUAAAUAUAAGUUAUGGAUAGAAGAACUAUAUAAAUAAACUAUAUAUAUAGAGGAUUUGUAUAGGCUUGUUGGAGGAGCUAG